Juglans microcarpa x Juglans regia is the source of this 1274-nucleotide messenger RNA. RefSeq lists its product as uncharacterized. Bases 128 to 814 code for a protein of 228 amino acids. NCBI's taxonomy places the organism in Eukaryota, Viridiplantae, Streptophyta, Magnoliopsida, Fagales, Juglandaceae. The record is from RefSeq and is a predicted model, not a curated record. The transcript has 3 exons.
UCAACCUGAAGCUUCAGACCACAUUUCUUUCUUCCGAAGCCUUCAAAAGCUUUAUAUUGGCCGUUUUAUCGUAACACAAACAAAUCCCACCACCCACCAAAACCUCCCUGCAGAUUGAUCAUUGACCAUGGAACAAAAAGAGAAGAAGAAGAAGAUCAAGAAGCAAAAACACCAGCACCCAAAUGGCCAAUCCACCAAACCGAGCUUAGACUUAUCUUUCAAGCCGAGCUCCGACGUCAAGGGUAUCCGGUUCGGCGGCCAGUUCAUCGUAAAAUCCUUCACGAUCCGGCGGGCUCGGUCUCUCGAACUACUUCAACUCCUUUCUUUUCCACCAACGAUUAAUACCAAACCCAACAACAACAACACCAAAAAAAUCCCAUUUCCUUCAACCGCAGCCUUCUUGCCCACCAACUUCACCAUCUUGGCACACCAUGCCUGGCACACCCUCACGCUAGGCCUUGGAACGAAGAAAUCCAAAGUUCUUGUAUUCGUCUUCGAAACGGAGACCAUGAAGACGGCUACAGACCGCGUUUGGCCAUCGGAGAUACCGCUCGGAGAAGUGAACAAAAGGCUUAUCAGGGGGUUGACUGGGUGCGAGAUGGCAAGGUUCAAAUUUAGAAAGGGCUGCAUAACCUUUUAUGUGUAUGCGGUUCGAAAAGUGGGCUGCUUCGGCUUCUCCUGCGCUGAGGAUCUGAGGACAAUAUUACAGUCCGUGCUUGAGCUCAAUGAUUUCUUCGAUCAUACUGCCAUGCUAGCCAUGCCCAACCAAAGAAGCAUCAGUUUUGCGCCUCCGGUGGCCAUGGCAGCUAACUAGCACUGAGGUGGAUGUUUCUGGACUAUACAUUCCGAGUUUGAAAGGGUAGGGAUGAUGCCAUGAUGCGUGGUGCAGACUGCAGGGGAUGGAUGCGAUGAUAAUGAUGAUGGGCAUGGGCGAGCAUGGUGACUUGGUGAGGGAAAAGGCUGUUUGGCAUGAUGGAAAGUGACGGGCCACCCUUCUCCAGUACCCCGGGAAUUAGGGUCUACAAAAGCUGAUAUGGGGAAAAGGAAAACAAUUCUUUUUCGUCUUCCCACCUCGAUCAGUGGCUUUAAUCUUGCCACUAGAAAGCCCCAUGCCAACCACCUUUUUCCACAGAAUAAGCUUUUUAAGUAAGGGUACGGUUCCAUGUUCAUGUCAUGGUAUAAUUCCUUGAAGAGAAAACAUGCUAUAUAUACGAAAUAUCACGACGGUGCAUCCUUACCAAAACUUAAGGAGAGCCAAGGGCAUACUCCAUGAA